AUGGCUGGACGACCUAGAAGAUCCUGCGAUAGCUGUAACGCGCAAAAGCUGAGAUGUGGUGGUGAAAAGCCGAGUUGUGCCCGCUGUACACGCUUGUCCCGGCCGUGUGUGUACAAACCGGUCGCGGCAGCACUUCAGGCUCGGCGGCGAGCCUCAAGCCAUGCCUCGGCACACAAACCGGUACCAGCAAGCGAAUACACUGGCUCGCCCUUGCGCCUGAACCCCCCGGAGAAAAGAUACUUUGGCGUGCCAUCCGCGCUUCUCCCGACAUUAGUUGAUCUCUACUUCACCUACAUCUACAAUGCACGGCUUCUUUUCCACAGGCCUUCUCUUGAAGCGGCUCUCGAAGCUCAGAGUGUGAGGUCUGACAUAGUGCUAUGCUUCUGCGCCCUGGCCGCAAAAUUCUUCAGAGACCCAAAGGGUUCUGCUGUUCUAGUUGAAAAUGGAUUCUGCCGGGAGUGGGCGGAAGAGGCCGGUAGAGUGGCCUUGCAGGAAGUCGAGUCCCCAUGCUCGGAGAACAUCGUCGUUUUCCUGAAUCUGAGCCUGUUCUGGUACAGCAUGGAUGACUACCGAAGGGCGGCUGUCCAGUCAGGAAUCGCCUCAUCCACAGCAUGGACAAUUGGGUUGCCCUUCGCCCGGCAAGAAGUGGCAGAGCCUCUGCAGGCCGAAAUUCGUCGAAGGCGUUUCUGGGCUUGCUAUCUCCUCAACGCCUUCCUCCAAGACAGCCUCUUUCCCAAAGUGCCAACAGAGGCCAUGCUCCGCGCCUCUCUUCCUUGUCGCCAAGAGGACUUCGACAGAGGGAGGCCGCAAGGAGGUGUCACUCUGAAAUCAGGCGAAAGCAGCCAGAGCAUCUAUGCAGAACUGAUUCGAGCGAUGGCUGUAUGGUCCGCUGUCGUCGCCCUCACAAGGCAACCCGAGUCAAAUCUGGCAACAAGGCUGAGCGACAUCCAGGCUCUUGAUGGUCGCAUCCACGAUACAUAUUCCAGGCUUGCUUCGUGUUUUCACCUAGAUCCCGCCAACAUAUCCUUAGUGCCGCCCGAUGACCUGGCGAAUCUCCUCUUGUUGCAUAUCAUAUAUCACCAGUGUUGGUGUUCUCUCCACUCAUCCAUUGUUCCCCUGUUCUCGUGGAGCGCUUUCGACGACUCAUGUGCGUACGCACAACAAUUGUCAGGUCAGACGGCACUCGAACACGCCAAUGCUGUGUCAUUCCUCUUAGAGGCCACGUUGGCAUCCGACUGGGACGCAGCACGAUUGCCUAGUUUUAUCGGAUAUGCUGCAUACGCAGCAUGCGCCAUACAGACACCAUUCUUAUGGUGCUCCAAGCCUGAUGUAAAGCAGCGUGCCGUCCGUAGCAUUCUAGCAAACCUUCAGACCAUGCAGGUCAUGGGUAGACAGUGGAGAUUCACCAAGAUUCUGGGACGAUUUGCAUGCGGUCUUUACAAGCUCCAUGCAAGCCGGGUGGUUCCACUGACAGAUGAGCCCAAGAACAUGUCUCCAGCAGCGUUGAGAGGAUUCAAAAUGGCCAACCCACGAGCGCGGCUUUCGAUCUUGACACAUAACACGAUUAUUGUCAGCGAGGAGGGUUGCUUUGCCAGAGGAGCAGAGGAUAUUGGCGAUCUUGGUUUGGACGAUCCAGGAACCAGAGAGUCGAACCUUGAGGAGGACAGCAUUGCGGCCUUUAUCACGCAGAUCUCUCGUGAGUGCAGGGAAAUGAACGGCCAGUUGCCUGUGAUGUUGGACCCGUUCUUGCCGUCGGAAAACCUGGACUACUAUGACUUCGGUGGAGGUUUCGAUGUUGCCAAUGAAGUGACAAACGUCAACUCCAUGGGACACAUCGAGGAUUGGAUCUCGGAACUUCUACAGCAAGAGGGAUGA
Molecule: messenger RNA, 1875 nt
Organism: Exophiala spinifera
Lineage: Eukaryota; Fungi; Ascomycota; Eurotiomycetes; Chaetothyriales; Herpotrichiellaceae
Exons: 5
Coding region: 1-1875 (624 amino acids)
Biological process (GO): regulation of DNA-templated transcription; DNA-templated transcription
Cellular component (GO): nucleus
Molecular function (GO): zinc ion binding; DNA-binding transcription factor activity, RNA polymerase II-specific; DNA binding
Source: RefSeq, a predicted model, not a curated record